Notothenia coriiceps (black rockcod) is the source of this 13669-nucleotide messenger RNA. RefSeq names its product microtubule-actin cross-linking factor 1-like. The transcript is spliced from 44 exons. The record is from RefSeq and is a predicted model, not a curated record. Gene Ontology annotation, molecular function: microtubule binding; calcium ion binding; structural molecule activity. NCBI's taxonomy places the organism in Eukaryota, Metazoa, Chordata, Actinopteri, Perciformes, Nototheniidae. Gene Ontology annotation, biological process: regulation of focal adhesion assembly; regulation of microtubule-based process; intermediate filament cytoskeleton organization. Gene Ontology annotation, cellular component: intermediate filament; membrane; microtubule. The coding region runs from base 1654 to 11946 and encodes 3430 amino acids.
CCAGAGAGCGAGAGUGAGAGGAAAAGAGGGAGCAGCUGCAAACCAUUUCAGCUGUGUAGUGGCCUGAGAACAGAGGCUGGGAGCGAGAGAAAUAGAGGAACUGGGAAUGCGUGGCACUUUGUUUCCUUCUCACCACGGAGUCGGGAGAAGGAAGGCGGCAGAGAAAGGCAAGGCAGCGUGCCCUGGGAUUGUCUGCCGGGAAGACGCUGACUGAAAGCUUGGACUGGAGCUGGGAGGGCUGUCUGGGUCUUUGCCCUCUGGAGACAGUCCCACGACUCACUGCUUUACCCUGCACGCCUGCCUGGCCCAGAAUCCAACCCUCAGCCCCCCCCCCUUCUCUUAUCUACCCCCAGAUGCCCUCAUUCCCUCCAGCCUCACCCCCUCCAAGCUGCUGCCUGCUUUCGAUCUACUGUACCUCUCCCCUGGAGCUGUGGAUGAUCCGAGGAAGAAAGCAAGAUAAAAGAAAAUAAUUGAAACACUGGCAGGGAUUUCUCUACGCUAAAGCGGACUGCUUACUCUCUUUGUUCUGGAUUCAACAUUUUCCUCAUAUGCCACUCUGUUAUGAGGAUUAUGGAGUGGAUUUUCUUUCUCUGAUGAUGACUGUUAUGAUGGUGAUGAGCUGUCUUAGGCGAAAUUAGGGUUUUGCCCUGCAGGCACAAGUACCGUUUCUUUGUGAUGGAUAUAGAAAAAGAAAAGCUGUGGACUGCUUGAACACUCACCGGAACCACAAAGUGGCAGUGACUUGGUAAAGGGAUUUCUAUUCUCAUAUUAUACUCCACUUGGGUUUUCUCAAGCUCUAAAGCAGUGACAAUUCUUCUGUAUUUUUUCAUUUUGAUUUACUGGAUUUCAUAUUCCCAUAGAAUAAGGAAGGAAGGAAAUCCAUGGAGUAUUGUACUUUGCUGUUCAUUGCACCCCACGCAGCUUUUCUUUUAUAUAACUGAGAGUGGGUUUUCUCACCUUAAAAGGAGACUUUUACACUUCCCCGCCUGCCUCUCACUGAGACUGUUGAAGUAGUCCAAGCACUCUCUGCCUUUUCCUGUUGUGCCACAGAGAGGACAGGAAGGAGGCAGAAGCUUAGUGCGAGUAAAAAGGGGGUCAUGGAAUGAGUUGCUCUACAUGAAUAUGGAGCAGAGACCUGUGCUCAAGGGGUGUUAUCUGCAUGGUCGUUACCCCACCUUGGACUUUGUACUACACAGAGAGGAAGAAGAUGACUGUCUCUUUCCCUUCAUCCUUACACCUCUCCCUCAUUCCUAACAGCCUUUCAGAUAAACAGAGCUGGUGAUUAAUAUGGUGCCGAGGGGGAGGGCUGUCUCUCCCACUCCCUCGCUGAUGCCACACAUCAUCUUUGAAAGACCAAGGAAAUGCACAACUGUUGAAGUGACAUAGGAGAGAACACACACCGGUGGAAUUUGACUGUGGAUGAUAACAUUUGGAAUAAUAGCCAGAAUGUGAAACCUGAAGGAUUUGUUAAAUGCAGCCAAAUGGACUGUGUGAUUUUGUGGAUUAUUGGAUUAAGGACUAUUGAAGGAUUUACUUUUUUCUUUUAUCCCUUUUUUGUGAAGAUUGUUUAAUUACAUUUCCGCCUGUGCAGUGCGACCUGCACCUUAAACUAUAGGGUUUUUGUAGUAUCCCAGCAGGAGGGAAAGGGACAGAAUGGGGAAACCUCUGAGCCGUCCGGACUGCCUGAGGCAGAACCCUCGCUGCCUGGGAAAAGGCGAUGAGGAUGAGGCAUACAUAGAGGAUUGCUACGUCCCACAGCGGUCCAUUUAUGAUACAAUGCGCAUCAAUGAACAGAUUGACCAAGGGACCAAACUGUGUCAACCUUCCAGGAGUACUCUAGGCUCUGGUGGGGAGGGGAGAGGAGAAGGAAGUACGAUAUCUAGUAAUGGCACCAUCGGAGCUGAUUUGGGUAAUGUUUUUGUUUCUAGGAAUGCAGACCAUGCUAGUGGAGUGAAGAGACUUGAUGAGAGAGUUAUCUUUGAUGCCUUAAAGCUAACUGGUGAUCCUCAGAUAAUGUCACCACCAGUUGGCAUUGUAGGUUCAGGUUUGCCAAUUGCCCCGUCCUCAUGUGGCUCUGGCGGGGUUCCCGCAGUGGCCAAGAGGCGUCAUCAGGGCGGGGACAAAAGGGACAAUCCGAACCGCCGCUCUUGGAAAGCCUUUAUGCCUGCGAGUUAUCCAGAGUUUGCUGAGAGAUUGGAGUUCUCGUCUGUUGAGGGGGCAGAAAAGCGCUUUUCUGUGGCAGGGAUUCCUCUCCUUCCAUCUACACCCACCUCCUUAACUCCUUCCUUACCUCCUUACACACCCUCCCCUUUGUCAUCUGCUCCACACACUCCUCCUGUCUCCUCCUCGCCUUCUUUCACACCCACAGCAAGCCCUGUGCCUCCUCUCGUGCAGCAUCCUCUCAGCAGGCUAAAGCAGGUUCAUCCUUUGCUGCUGAAGCAACACAAACAGACUCACAGGGUGCCGUCGCCUUCCAAAGAACAAUUACCUGCCGGUAGCCCAAAUCAGGCACCCCGGGUUUCUGGAAACACACCACAGCACAGCCCCAAUAUCCCGAAACAGGUAGAGAGAAAAAUGGAGGAAUACAAAAGGACUAUUAGCUCUUCUAAAGCUGGAUUUAGGCAGAUCCCAGAGGAGCCUUUUGAGGCAGUUAAGAACUCAGAUUCCGAAAGGGACUCUCCUCUUUUGGACCAGGACCAGGGAGACAGUGCCCCUCUGAUCCCACCAAAACCAGUCUUCUGCCCUCCUACUAAGGCCCGCACCUGGCCCCGCAGUUUAACAUCAGGGAAAAGAACUCAGGUUGGCCUCAGACACAACUUCCCUGCACUCCCCCCUUUGCCCCCACUGUUGGGGGAUGAUAUCAACACAGAUGACGAGUCACUUUAUCUACUCGACCCUCCAUCGCCAUUCCUGAUGGAGGAGGAGGGCUUAGUAUAUGGAGGUCUGCCCCUCUCCCCCUGUGUAAGUCAUGAGGGAGGUGAGGAGAGUCUUCUCGGCUGGGCUGCUGAGGGCAGUGAGCUUGAACGCACAGCCUCUGAGCUCAAAUUUGAGGAGGACGAGCGUAGGAUUCUUGAGGAGCUUGAAGACGAGGAGCAUGAAGAGUGCAGCACAAUAUUUGAGGAAGAGGAGGCAUGGAAUAGAGAAAGGGAUAAAGAGGAGGACGAGAGAGCUCAGAGAGAGGAAAGAGAGUGGGAGGCAGUUCUUAAAUUAGAGAACAGGGAGAUAAUUGAGCAGGCUUGGGUGACGGAAACACUGGAGACAGAGGGAUGGGAUGUAACUGGCUCUUCUGGACAUUGGCCUGUAUUAACUCCCCCCACUGGGUUUGGAGCCCCCAGUGCCUCACCCUGCCCCAGUUCAGGGGCCGAGUCAGACGACCUCUUCCUAGAGCUAGAGAGGCAAUGUCUAGAUGAAGGGGAGGAGGGAGUUGAGAUGAGUGUCGACCCUGAGCCUCUUCAUCCCUACACAUUUCCCUUUUUAGAGGAAGAGGAAAUACAGGAAGAAGCAAACACUGCUGGUGCAUAUUAUGAAGGGACUCUUCCUCUAGAUGAAGUUGACUCUUUAGAGCCUGGUAGUGGUGAGCUAGGCUUAGAGAAUAUUACAAAGGACUCCCAUUUGAAUCAAUCUGAGCCAAUAGAACAGAUGACAAACUUUGACUUAGUGCGAGCACAAGACUGUGAAAGGGAACAUAGUUUCAUCGAUGAAGAGUGUGAUGUUGACUACAAUGAGGAUCACACUGACUUUGAGGCAGAAGAGAUGAGUUUCCACACAGACUCAGCUCUUUGUCACCCACUGGAGUCAGACUCCAGCGGGGUGCACAUGUCCCAACCAGACAGAACUGGAGUUAGUGACUUUACUCACACCGACUGUGAACAGGGCGGGCCUGCAUGGACUGAGACGGACCCAGAUAGCGGGGCGUCAUCAGAUCGCGAUGACAAGGAUUGUGUGGAGAGAGCCUCCUCUCCAUCUUGUAGCCCUCUGAACCCUUACUGUGAUGAGGCAAGGCAAGUGGAGGAGGAGAUAGAGCAGGAUACGGAGGAAUUGAAAGAGGAAGAGGAGUUAGGAGCAGAGUGGGAUGUGUAUGACCAAUCUGAGCCAAGUUUGGAUGGUAGCGAGGGAGUUCUCAUGGAUCACUCCCCUGAGCCUCUUCACACAGUUGAAGCAGAAAUCCACAAUGCAUGUACACAGGAUGUUGACGUUCAAACUUCCUGUCAAGAAGAUCCAAUCCCCUCAGAGAUCAGCCGCCCUGCUGUGGAAAUAACUUGUGACACAGAAGGGACAGAGGCUGCUGUUGUCCUUACAGAAGUAGUCUCAGGACUUGACACGUUUCAAAGCUCAGAUCUGGAAACUUCAAAAGAAGUGACAGCUAGCACCCCAACAUCAGAGUCUACUCCUCUCCUUCAAUAUACAGACUCCGCACCCGGUUCCUCUUUACCUCAGUCCCCGUGUAAAUCAAGUUCUAAUGGUGCUGGGUUGGACACUAAAGACUCAGAGGCCUUUGUGAUAUCAGAUAGUUUUGUUUACCUGGCUGUAUCUGCGCCUCCCCAGUUCCUCAAUGAAUGUCCCCCGUCUCCACUCGAGGACUCCAUUCCCCCCAGUCCUGUCCCCAAACCUCCCUGCUGCCCUGACCCAGAGGAGGAAGGAGCCUUGCUUUCCCCUGACAGCUUUGUUUACAUGGCAGCACCUGAACGGCACCGGCCUGGCCCCUCAGAUGCCUGCUCAGCCUGUGAAGAUACUCAGGACAUGGACUUGGACUCGUACUCUGAAGGGACCGCGUCUGGGAUGGAUGGAGUGGAGUUUGUCCUCGGCUCUAUGACCGGGGACAGUGACUGGGAGUCAGACGGGUCAGCUUUGGACUUUCCUGCACUCAUGUCCACGGACCAGAUCUGGGACCAGCUUGAGCCAGGCCUGCUUCAGAGCCUAUUUACACAGCAAGAGACAAGCCAGACAGAGGGCUGUAGGCCUCAGGAGGACGAGACCCAGGCAGGGUCAUCACCUUGUCAAGCAGACCCUUUCUUAGAGUCAGAAAGGAGCUCUAAAGCAGAGAAUGAAUCGACAACUCUAUUACAAAGUUCCGACACUGACAUAGAAGCAGAGGCGGUGGAGAGAGAGCAGGUGGACAGCAUUCAACACAAGCUGCAGCACAUCAACGCCGUGGGUCAGGGUCUGAUCCAGAGCGCCGGCAAACACACCGACACCCAGGCCCUGGAGCACGACCUGGAGAACACCAACCUCCAAUGGAACUCACUCAACAAGCGGGUGGCAGAGCGGAUCGCCCAGCUGCAGGAGGCCCUGUUGCAUUGUGGGAAAUUCCAGGAUGCUCUGGAGCCUCUGCUCAGCUGGCUGAGCGACACAGAGGAACUGGUGGCCAAUCAGAAGCCCCCGUCAGCAGAAUACCGCGUGGUCAAGGCUCAGAUCCAAGAGCAAAAGCUGCUCCAGAGACUGUUAGAUGACCGCCGGCCGACAGUGGAGAUGAUCCGCGCUGAGGGAGAGAGGAUCGCAGCCACAGCCGACACUCAGGACCGGGAGAAGAUCCAGAGCCAGCUCCAGAGUCUGGCAGAGAGAUGGACCGAGCUGCUGGACAAGGCCAGCGGCAGGCAGAGGCAGCUGGAGGAGCUGCAGGUUUUGGCUCUUCAGUUCCACGAGGCCCUGGAGCCUCUGGGAGAGUGGCUGAGUGCCACAGAGAGGCGCCUGGGCUCCGCCGAGCCAAUGGGAACCCAGACGGCCAAGAUCACCCAGCAGAUCGUCAAGCACAAGGCGAUCCAAGAGGAGAUCUCCUCACGUGAAUCUGACGUUAACCACCUCGAGUCCGUCAGCCAAUCGCUGACCCCGCUCAGCUGCACGGCCGAUCGCAAUUGGCUAAGCGAGCGCGUGGGGGCGGUGAGGUCCAAUCACUCGGAGCUCACUGAUUGGUGCUCCCGGCGUGCGGGCAUGCUGGAGCAGGCGCUGGCUAACGCCCAGCUGUUUGGGGAGGAGGAGGUGGAGGUGCUGAACUGGCUGGCAGAGGUGGCUCAGAGGCUGGCUCAGGUCUCAGUGCAAAGCUACCAGCACCAGCUGCUGGCUGAGCAGCACAAACACACCCUGGCUCUAAAUGAAGAGAUUGUGAGCAGGAAGAAGACGGUGGACCAGGCUAUCAAAAAUGGACAAGCUUUACUAAAACAGACCACAGGAGAGGAGGUCCUGCUGAUCCAGGAGAAGCUGGACGGCAUCAAGUCGCGCUACGCUGAGAUGACGACGGGCAGCAGCAAGGCGCUCCGCACGCUGGAGCAGGCCCUGCAGCUGGCCACACGAUUCGCCAGCGCCCACGAUGACAUCAACCAAUGGCUGGAUGCCGUUGAGGCGGAGCUUAACAACGUGGAGCCCGACGCAACACCCGCCUACCAGGAAAGACAGAAGGAGCUAAAGAAGGUGUCUGCAGAGAAGCGCCUGGUGCUGGACACGGUGAACGAGGUGGGCAGCGCUCUGCUGGAUCUGGUGCCGUGGAGGGCCCGCGAGGGUCUGGACCGCCUGGUCGCCGAUGCCAACCAGCGCUACCGCCAGUCUGAUGAAACCAUCAGGCAGCGGGUGCAGCUGGUACAAGCUGCCAUCCAGAGGUCACAGCAGUACGAGGAGGCGGUGGAUGCAGAGCUGGCCUGGGUGGGGGAGACGGAGCGUAAACUGACGUCUCUGGGGCCCCUGAGCCUGGAGCCUGACGUGACCGUGGCCCAGAUGCAGGUGCAGAGGGCCUUCAACAUCGACAUCAUCCGACACAAAGACACCGUGGAUCAGCUGCUCAGCACCAAGGAGGACAUCCUGGAAACCUGCAGCGACGCCCAGAAGGAUGCACUGUUGGUGAAGACAGAUUCGCUCAGCGCUCGAUAUGAAGGCGUGAAUCAGAUCCACAGCGAGCGGUUCUCAGCUCUGGAGCAGGCCCAGGUUUUGGUCUCUCGCUUCUGGGAGACACACGAGGAACUGGAACCAUGGCUGGGCGAGACAGAGACCCUCAUCACGCAGCUGCCCCCGGCCGCCAUCGACACCGACGCCCUCCGCCUGCAACAGGACCAGAUGAGGCUGCUGAGGGAGUCGAUCGCAGAGCACAAGCCCCACAUUGACAAGCUGCUGAAGAUCGGACCCCAGCUGGCCGAGCUUAGCCUCACAGAGGGGGCGAAGGUGACACAGCGCUACAGCGAGGCCGAGAGGCGCUACCUGGCCAUCAAAGAGGGGGUCAAAGGUCGUGCGACAACCUUAGACGAGGCCGUUUCACAGUCAUCACAGCUGGUAGAGUUUCACGACAAGAUGGACCCCCUGCUGGAGACCUUGGAGGGGGCGGUGCAGCGGCUGCGGCAGCCCCCCCCGGUGGCAGCCGAGGUGGACAAGAUCAGGGAGCAGCUAGGGGAGCACCGAGCCCAGGGGCUGGAGCUGGACAAACUGCUGCCCAGCUUCUCGGCUCUGUGCGCCCGCGGAGAGGAGCUCAUCGGACGGGCUGCUCACGACGACCCUGCCGCUCAGGCCGUCCGUACCCGCCUCCUGCGCCUGCGCUCCCUGUGGGAUGAGAUCCGACAGCGGGCAGAGGAGAAGGAGGGGAAGCUGAACGACGUGUAUGACCUGGCCGGGAAGUUCUGGGCCGACGUGGCGGCGCUGCUGAGCACGCUCCGAGACUCCCAGGACAUCGUGAGGGAGCUGGAGGACCCCGGCGUGGACCCCUCGCUCAUCAAACAACAGAUCGAGGCUGCUGAGGCUAUUAAGGCAGAGACCGACGGCCUGAGGGAGGAGCUGGAGUUUGUCAGGACCCUCGGAGCCGACCUCAUCUUUGCCUGUGGAGAAACUGAGAAACCUGAAGUGAAGAAGACCAUUGAUGAGAUGAACGCUGCCUGGGAGGGUCUGAACCGGACGUGGAGAGAGAGGAUGGAGAGGCUGGAGGAGGCCAUGACAGCGUCUGUGCAGUAUCAGGACGCUCUGCAGUCUAUGUUUGACUACCUGGACAACGCUGUGAUCAAGCUGUGUGACAUGUCCACAGUGGGAACUGAUCUUGGAACUGUCAAACAGCAGAUUGAAGAGCUCAAGCAGUACAAGGUGGAGGUUUACCAGCAGCAGAUUGACAUGGAGAAGCUGUGCCACCAGGGAGAGCUGCUGCUGAAGAAGGUGUCCGACCAGACGGACCGGGACAUGAUCCAGGAGCCGCUGACCGAGCUCCGUCACCUCUGGGAAAACCUGGGGGAGAAAAUCACACACAGACAGCACAAGGUCGAGGGUGCCCUGCUGGCCCUGGGUCAGUUCCAGCACGCUCUGUCUGAGCUGCAGGCCUGGCAGAACCACACACACACCACCCUGGACACACAGCGGCCCAUCAGCUCUGACCCCAAGGCCAUUGAAAUUGAGCUGGCUAAACACCACGUUCUGCGUAAUGAUGUUCUUUCCCAUCAUGCAACUGUGGAGAAUGUGAACGGUGCUGGCGCUGAGCUGCUGGAGUCGUCUCCUGGCGACGAGGCCAGCCAGCUGAGGGACCAGCUGGACCAUCUGAACCAGGGCUGGCAGAGCCUCCUGCUGAAGACCCAGGAGAGGCAGAAGCUGCUGGAGGCCGCCCUGCACCAGGCUGAGGGUUUCCAUGGCGAGUUGGAGGAGUUCCUGCAGUGGCUGAGGAGGACGGAGAGCCAGCUGUCUGCCGCCAAGCCCACCGGCGGCCUCCCUGAAACAGCCAGGGAGCAGCUUGAGCAGCACGUGGAGCUCCAGGCCCAGCUGGCUCAGCGGGCAGACCAGUACCACAACCUGCUGGACCAGGGAGAGUCCAUGCUGCUGGCUCGGGGGGGAGAGGAGGCCGGACCCGGCACCACCCAGACCCAGCAGAACCUGGCCAUGCUGCAGAACAAGUGGGCCAGCCUGAACACCAAGAUGGACGACCGCAGGGCGAAGCUGGAUGAGGCUGUUUCCUUGGCGACAGGUUUCCAGACCUCUCUGCAGGACACCAUCAACUGGCUGACCCAGGCUGAACAAACCCUCAACAUGGCCCAGCCCCCCAGCCUCAUCCUGGACACAGUCCUCUUCCAGAUCGAUGAGCACAAGGUGUUUGUGAAUGAGGUGAACACCCACAGAGAGCAGGUCCUGGCUCUGGAGAAGGCCGGCUCUCAGCUCCGCUUCGCCAGCAUGAAGCAAGACGUGGUUCUCAUCAAGAACCUGCUGCUCAGCGUCCAGGCCCGCUGGGACAAGCUGGUGCAGAGGUCCCUGGACCGCGGCCGACACCUCGACGAGGCCCGCAAACGCGCCAAACAGUUCCACGAGGCCUGGAGGAAGCUGACAGACUGGCUGGAGGAAGCCGAGAAGCGACUGGACUCAGAGCUGGAGAUCUCCAACGAGCCGGAUAAGAUCAAAGUACAACUGGCCAAACACAAGGAGUUUCAGAAAGCUAUGGGCUCGAAGCAGCCGGUUUACGACACUACAGUGAGGUCCGGGAGGGCCAUGAGGGACAAGGCCCAGCUGCCUGCAGACACCCAGAAAAUGGACCACCUGGUGGGAGAGAUCCGCGACAAGUGGGACACCGUCUGUGGCAAGAGUGUAGAGAGACAACACAAGCUGGAGGAGGCUCUGCUGUUCUCAGGUCAGUUUGCAGAGGCUCUGCAGGCCCUGGUGGACUGGCUUUACCGGGUGGAGCCCCAGCUGGCUGAAGACCUGCCCGUCCAUGGAGAUCUGGAUUUGGUGUCCAACCUCAUGGACUCACACAAGGCUUUCCAGAAAGAGAUGGGGAAGAGAACCGGCAGCGUUCAGGCUCUGAAGCGCUCAGCCCGGGACCUGAUGGACACCGGGCGCGACGACACGGCGUGGGUCAAAGUUCAGCUGCAAGAGCUCAGCAACCGCUGGGACACGGUGUGCGCUCUGUCCGUCACCAAGCAGACCCGCCUCCAGCAGGCCCUCAAACAGGCUGAGGACUUCCGUACGUCGAUACAGAUGCUUCUGGAGUGGCUCUCUGAGGCCGAACAGACGCUCCGUUUCCGUGGCGUUCUCCCCGAAGAGGCGGAGACUCUGCAGGCGCUGCUGCACACACAUCGGGACUUCAUGGGCACGGUGGAGGAGAAGAGGGCGGACGUGAACAAGGCGGCUGGCAUGGGAGAGGGCAUCCUGACCCUCUGCCACUCUGACUCCAUCACCACCAUCAAACACUGGAUCACCAUCAUCAGGGCGCGCUUCGAGGAGGUGCUGACGUGGGCCAAACAGCACGAGCAGCGCCUGGAGACGGCUCUGACCGAAGUGCUCAACAAUGCCAACCUGCUGGAGGAGCUGUUGUCUUGGCUGCAGUUUGCUGAGACCACAUUGGUCCAGAAAGACACAGAACAGCUUCCUCAGGACAUCACACAGCUGAAGACACUCAUCACAGAACACCAGAUAUUUAUGGAGGAGAUGACGAGGAAGCAGCCAGAUGUCGACAAAGUGACUAAGACCUACAAAAGAAAACCAGCCGAGGCUCCCAGCAGCCUGGCCGAGAGGAGAGGAGCUCGCAAAAACCAGCAGCAGCAGCAGGCGGCCAUGCAGCUCUCUGGAGGAAACCCCCGCCUCAACCAGCUGUGUGCCCGCUGGCAGCAGGUCUGGCUGCUGGCUCUGGACCGCCAGCGCAAACUCAACGAUGGACUGGACCGACUGGAGGAGCUCAAAGAGUUUGCCAACUUCGACUUCGAUGUGUGGAGGAAGAAGUACAUGCGCUGGAUGAACCAUAAGAAGUCCCGAGUCAUGGACUUCUUCAGACGCAUCGACAAGGACCAGGAUGGAAAGAUCACCCGGCAGGAGUUCAUAGACGGCAUCCUGGCAUCAAAGUUCCCCACCAGCAGGCUGGAGAUGACCGCAGUGGCAGACAUCUUUGACAGAGACGGAGACGGCUACAUCGACUACUACGAGUUUGUUGCUGCUCUGCACCCCAACAAGGACGCCUACAGACCCACCACUGAUGCUGAUAAGAUAGAGGAUGAGGUGACUCGGCAGGUUGCACAGUGUAAAUGUGCCAAGAGGUUCCAAGUGGAGCAGAUAGGAGAGAACAAAUACCGGUUCUUCCUCGGAAACCAGUUUGGAGACUCUCAGCAGCUGCGUCUGGUGAGGAUUCUGCGCAGCACGGUGAUGGUGAGAGUCGGAGGAGGCUGGAUGGCUCUGGAUGAGUUCCUAGUCAAAAAUGAUCCGUGCAGAGUGCAACACCCUGGACUUAAGAUCCUCCGCUCCGAUUCCAGUAGCUCCAUCUCAUCUCGUAUAGGUUGGACUUCUCUCUCCCUGACAGUCACUCCUGGCUAUUUCUGCUGCCGAGCUCGGGGCCGCACCAACCUGGAGCUGAGGGAGAAGUUCAUCCUCCCUGAGGGGGCGUCUCAGGGUCUGGCCGCCUUCCGGUCCCGAGGGCGGCGCUCCAAGCCGGGGUCCCGUAACGCCUCGCCCACCCGUUCCUCCUCCUCGGCCUCACACAGCGGGGCCUCGCUCCCCUCAGCCCCCUCCACCCCCGCCACACCCACAGCCUCCGCAUCAUCCAGGUCCUCCCAUACUCACUCUCGUGACUAUGCCAAGCCCUGGCUGACACACAGUAAAACUCCAACGCCAUCCAAGUGCCAGUGCUGCCCCGACCUCGCUCACAGCCCCACCAGUCCCGGGCACGAGGGGGCCGCGUCGGGGUCCAAACUGAAGAGACCGACGUUCCACUCCAGCCGAGGCUCGCUGAGCGGAGAGAACGGAGGAACGCCGCUCUCCGGAAAACCAGCACGCGCUGAUCCGAAGCGAGGGGGCUCCACAGCGAGCGGGCAGGCGAGCCGAGCGGGCAGCCGGGCAGGCAGCAGAGCCAGCAGCCGGAGAGGCAGCGACGCUUCGGACGCCUCGGAGCUGCAGGACGCCCGCUCCGUCUGCUCCGACGCCUCGGACACACCACGACGACCCGGGGCCAAACCAUCCAAGAUACCCACCAUCUCUAAAAAAGCCCCCAGCCCAAAGACCCAGGGGGCUGCGAAAAAAUAAUUCAGCAAUAGAAAAACUGGAGUAGAAGCGAGUAUCAUCGGUGCACCAGCUCUUCAAUCUGAGUCCAUCUAACAGGGCUUGAGGAGAGUUUGUGCACUGUGACAUUUUCCAGGGGAAAGAAGGAGAUGGAUAGGAUGGUGAAUCUCCUUCUCACUCUUUCCCCGCUCUCAUGGACGGACUGAGAAAACAUGCACAACAGGAGGAGGGAUUCUGUUCCCAGGUCAGAAUCUGUGGGGUAGAAAACCGACUUUUCCCCUUUAAGAAGCAACCCCAUUUUGCCUUCCAGUCUCCUGCUUUGUCUUUCAAAAGUUCCCCCCCCAAGCGUGGAACCAAACCCCAAAGUGACUUGACGUGAUGCUGCCUUACUUACUCACUUCUGUCCCUAACAGACGCAGAAACAGAGAAAGUCUUUAAACUGCUUUAUACCACACUGACACAAAUACACACGUUUUCAAAGAGAAGCAGGGUAGGGAGUGGGACACGCCACCACCACGGCUGCAAAAACAAAGAAAGCCCAAAUGAAAUUCAGAAGAAGAAAAAAAGAAAGAGAGAAUUGUGGGUCAUUAUUUUGGCUUGUGGGCCAGAUGCCUCAGCGAUGAGUCUAAAAAGAAAAUAUGCAACGACUGCCAUGUCUCUUCCUCUGGACUGGUUGGUAGGGAAAACGCUCACCUCAGCAGAUCUGUGUGUGGGGAGGCGGGAAAACGUUGUCCGACACACACACACACACCGGCUAACCUCAGACUCAGAGGGUGGGUGGUGGUGACGGAGCAAACACUCACACACUCGCACCACAGCGCAGACUCCUCUCGACCGCUGGAACGUAACAUCAGCCUUGUGUGUGUGUGUGCAUUUCAGCAAAGGGCGGUGUGGUUUGGUCACAUGCCGGCGUAACAAUCCAACAGGAAUAUCACAAACUGGCAAAAGAGAGGACUAUUUUUAAGGUGACACUCACUAACAGCACAUUACUGACAAUAUACGACAUGUGUAACCCGAUGUUCGACAACCAGCAUGCACUAAUUGUCUCUUCCUCUGCAGUCCCACCUUAAUGUCUACGCUGCGUCGCCCUGAGCAACUCAGCAGCACACACACACAAGGUGGUGUGCUUCAUUUGUGUAUUUGUUACAGGAAAUGAUAGAGGUCAUUGACAUGAGUCACUGUAUGCAAACAUUUUAAUUUGCGAAUGUCCUUUUUUUGUUUUUCUUCUCAUUGUUUUCUGGUUAAUUUAUAAUCCAGUUGUACUUUUGUUAUCUAGCUUGAGAGAAAAAUCUAUUUAUUUUUCAGUUUCAUGUCAUAUCACCGUUUGCGGCGUGUGAUUUAGUAUUAUGGUUAAAGAAAUUGUGUUUUUUGUACCAAGGAAGUGUCUGCUCCGCUCCGUUUGUGUGUUUCUACUUCAUUGUAACAUUACAUUACUCACUAGGUCGUUGAUUCUGGUGACAGCCUUGUUUGUUCUUUUCUCUUUUUUUGCUAAUGACUACAAUUCCCAGACCAUGACCAAAGGGGUUUGCCCUUCAUGUGUAGAGAGAACUACAAAUAUGAAUAACAGGAGACCUGGUCAGAGCGGACCAAUGAGAGCGGGUUGUCUUGCCUCAUGUCCGUCCCCAGCAUUUCUUCUUCUAGGCUUUUUUUCAAAUACCCGUCAUUGGCGGGGCAGAGUUGUCUCUGUGUUAUCUCAGUGUGAGAGAUGAAGUUUAUGAAAAACUAAUAAAAUUACAUUAAGAAAGAA